Molecule: messenger RNA, 1578 nt
Organism: Candidula unifasciata
Lineage: Eukaryota; Metazoa; Mollusca; Gastropoda; Stylommatophora; Geomitridae
Source: the annotation of a GenBank genome assembly
AUCGUGGAGCCAAAAGAAAAUAUAAAGAAGCCAGGAAACAAGAAAGUUGUCCAAUUUGUGUAUUUCUUUGGAUCUGAAAAUUAUGCCUGGAUUCAGGAAGAGAACAUCUACAGGUACCCAGAGUACAAGAGCAAAUAUGAAGGAAGCUCCCGCAUCCCCAAGGGAUUCAAAGAAGCGCUGGAGGCUAUUGAGAAUGAACAUCAGGCCUUGUUGGCAUCAGGGAAGCUGGAAGACUUACCAUCCGUCGAUGACGAAGUGACAUUGAUGCAUCCAAAAUCCCCGAGCCCAGACCGUGACGCAUCCCUCCCAGCCAGUGCUAAAAAGGUAGCCAAAAAGAUGAAAGAACCAAAAGAAGGAAAAGAGCCACAAAACAGAAAGAGUAAGCUCAAGUCUCCAGUACGGAAAGGAGUCGGCACCAAACGGCCAAGCAGUUCAGGCGACGCCGGAACACCAUCAUCCACCAAAAAAUUUUUCAUGUCAAAAAACAGUAAACCAGCUGACCAAGAGGGCAGCACUAGAGGGGACGAGUCCAUGAGAGAAUCCUUCCACUUCACACACAUGAUGGGCUCGGCCGACAUCUCUGUCAGCACCAAGCUGGAGGAGUAUGACGAGGUGGAGUCUGAGGAGAAGAUCAGCAGUAAAACUGUCAUUCCCACACCACUCCGCAUCGGCUUCCUGGGGCUUGGGAUUAUGGGCCAGGGCAUGGUGAUGAACUUGCUGAGGUCAGGCCACGAGGUCACCGUGUGGAACAGGACUGCUACAAAGUGUCGGGAGUUUGUAAAAGCUGGAGCCCUGAAAGGCAACAACCCUGCAGACGUUGUGCAGUCAUGUGACAUCACAUUCACCUGUGUGGCAGACUCUACAGCCGUCAGAGACAUCAUGUUUGGAAACAUGGGAGUCCUCGACGGGAUAUCAAAAGGCAAGUGUUAUGUGGAGAUGUCAACAGUGGACGAGGAGACAGUGCAGGAUGUAGCAGAUGCAAUCAUGGCCAGGGGUGGAGCAUUUCUGGAAGCCCCAGUUUGUGGAAGCCGAGUGCCAGCCUUGGAGGGGCAGUUACUCAUCUUGUGUUCCGGAGACAGGAAGCUCUUCGAUGAUUGCUACUCUUGUUUCGAGGCCAUGGGCAAGAAGUCGUUUUAUCUCGGCAAUGAGGUUGGCACGGCAACACGCAUGAAGCUCAUCCACAACAUGAUACUUGGCAACAUGGUGGCCAGUUUGGGGGAGGGCAUGGCGCUGGCAGAGAAGGUUGGCAUCGACCUGGAGGAUUUCUCUGAGGUUCUGUCCCUGGGGUCCUUGUCUUGUCGUACCAUCAACCAUAAAUGUCAAGCAAUCCUGAAUGGACGCUUUGACCCCCAUUUUCCCCUGCAGCACCAACAGAAAGACCUGCGCCUCGUGCUGGGCCUCGGGGACAGUGUGGAGCAGCCCUUACAUUUGGCGGCCGCUGCCAACGAGUUGUUCAAGAAAGCCAGAAGGAUGGGCUUCGGCGAAGGCGACGUGGCUGCGGUUUUUAAAGCAGCCAAUGAGUUCAAUCCAGGUGAAGAUGCAGGGUCAGUUUCCAGAGAUGUGAGCCUGACAAAGUGA